AUGAUGAUCUUCAUCGCUGAACAUCCACUGUUCACGUCGAACCCAACAACACUGACCAAGAUCAAUGGAACCACCUUCUAUCCCCUGCGCGACUACAUGGAGGAAGGACCACGCAAGGUGUUCUGGCUCGGCACCAACCUGAUCAAACAACAUCACAUGCUAUCAACAUUCAUCAAUUGCAUCACCAAGAAUGGAAUGGACGUGAUCGACAUGGAGGAGUGGGCGCCAGAGGAUCCAGACAAGCGUGUUAGACCAUACUCCAUCGUGAUCAGAGCAAAGAAGAGAAUGAAUACUCUUCAGGCAGCUGGUUGUCAACAAUAA
Messenger RNA from Acytostelium subglobosum LB1, 321 nucleotides. RefSeq lists its product as hypothetical. NCBI's taxonomy places the organism in Eukaryota, Evosea, Eumycetozoa, Acytosteliales, Acytosteliaceae. The transcript has a single exon. The record is from RefSeq and is a predicted model, not a curated record. The coding region runs from base 1 to 321 and encodes 106 amino acids.